AUGGCCUCUACCUCACUACCUCCAGCAAUCAUCAUAUCUUCCUGUCGUAGUGCACAUGAAAUGGCUUUUUCUGAUGAUGAAAUGGAAACAAAUGGCUUACGCACAAUUAAUCGACCAAUAUAUUCAACCAAAAGGUGGCAGACAAUGACAUCGCUUCGUCAGCCUUCAACUCCGAUAAAUGUGUAUGGACGUUCUACAGAUGCUGAUUCACAUUACAUAGGAUACACUCCAACUCAUACCAUAGAUACUCCUCGCACACCCGUGACCAGUGGGCAGCGGUCUCGUUUUUUAGAAGGCUUUCGGCGUCGCCGAUUACAAAGUGAAAAUAUUCCCAGAAGUUCAUUGGAUGAAGAUCUAGGGUAUCCUCCUGUUUGUACACCUCCGCCCGAUAUAUGUUUAGAUCUAUCUCAGUCUGCUCCUGAGAGACCAGCUUCAUGUAUCCGAACAAGAUCUGUUUCCGAAACUUCGCAGUUUCAUCAGGGGCAUCAGGGGUUAACAGUUGUGCACAAACGGCAGUCGGGUGUUCUCGUUGUUUUUCCUCAUUCGCCUUCGUUAAAUGGCCAUACGUUAUCAACCGAUGGAAAAAUCAACUAUUCAGGAUGCAUGUCUAGCAAAAGCUAUGAUGGUGUCAUUCCUUCUAUGUCACCCAGAGAAAACAAUAAUUCUCGUGCUUCUCCACGUCGUCCGCUUUUUGUGGAUACACAGCUGGCUAAUGGACAAAAACGGAGCCCUGUCGGUAGCAUGAUGGAUUUUGUUCGCGGGAGGAAUCGGACGACUUCGUGUAGCUUAACAGGAAGCUCUUCUGGGCCAAACACACCGUCUUCACCACAAUCUGUUUUUGCGCGGUGUUCAGCUUCUGUAGACGGUUCUUCAGCCACACCUAUGUCUCCUGUAUUUUCUCCGAGUAACAGACCUUUUCUAAAGCAUUAUCAUCGAAGCGGGUAUCAUCGUAGUGUCGAUUCAGAUUCGGGUCUCGGGCUUGGUUCACCAUCCAUUGGUCAUACUGCUCUUUUAAUACGUGAGGUGCGCUGA
Auanema sp. JU1783 is the source of this 1032-nucleotide messenger RNA. Lineage: Eukaryota; Metazoa; Nematoda; Chromadorea; Rhabditida; Rhabditidae. The record is from the annotation of a GenBank genome assembly.